Messenger RNA from Aaosphaeria arxii CBS 175.79, 3836 nucleotides. RefSeq lists its product as uncharacterized. Bases 431 to 3631 code for a protein of 1066 amino acids. Gene Ontology annotation, cellular component: TSC1-TSC2 complex. The transcript has 3 exons. The record is from RefSeq and is a predicted model, not a curated record. Gene Ontology annotation, biological process: negative regulation of TOR signaling; regulation of cell cycle. NCBI's taxonomy places the organism in Eukaryota, Fungi, Ascomycota, Dothideomycetes, Pleosporales.
CCGCCAAUACCGAUAUCUCCUUUAUUUAUUUUUUUGCUGCUAUUGCUUUUGGGCGCCGUGUCUGGGCGAGCAGAGAGAAGAAAUACCCAAGUACCAAGUCAUGGUCCAACUGCCGUCAUAGCUUGUGAACUCUCCACCGCCGGCCGACUCACCCCACGCUCUUCCGCUGCUGUCAAAAGAUUGGAACUACACACAAUACGCUACAUAUCACACGCCUUCGACAAGAGAGGAGUGGCACCUCGCCUCCAGUCGCCCACAUCACGCCGUGAACACUGAAUACUGAUAACCUCGGACCGCUUCUUGGUCGCCUGCGUCAAAAACCCAAUCCCUUCCUUCCCUUGACUGUUCCAUUGCGACUGGGCCUGCGGAAGGCCUCCAUGACUACAACCACUUCCUGCGUUUCCCAGUGCACGCGACAGCUACAUAUGAAAUGGCUUCAGGAUCCAUGCGCGAGACCAUCAAGGUCCUGAAUUCCACCUUCUCCGCACCCACCGCCCCAUAUCCCUUGCCCGACGAGAUCAUAGAGGCUAUCGAGACCUUCCUAGAAAAAUACAGUGAAAUCGAAGACCACGAUUCCCAGCGCUUCCAUGACGAUCUCCUCCCGAUAUACACAAAGCAUGUUGCUCCAAACCCGGAUAAACUGGGAUCCUUCCUCAGUGUGCUACGACUUGUGCGACCGGCUCUGACCGGGGAGACUCGACUGGAGGACUGGUGGCGAUUGGUAUUGCAGCCGACGAUAGACAAUGCAGCGCAUAAGAGGAGGGAGAUUGACGACGUGCGGCAGAUCAUCCAACAUAUUCUGAUCUAUGAUGCGGACGAGGAUAAAGAUGGGGCACAUUCGCGGCUGUCGGGACACUUUCUCAAAAGGCUCAUUGAUGCAUAUCUCUCGAGAACGAAACUACCAUCGUCACCGGAAGAAACAAUAUCUCUGGAAGACGACCUUAUUUCCCAUGAACUCGAGACAAUCCUGGUAGCAUAUGGCCGGAGCAAGCCGAAAGAACUUCUUCUUGUCGUGGACCGUCUCUUUGUGCAACGGCAGUAUCGUAUCCAGGCCUUGAACCUUCUCAGUGCCUUCGUCCGACUGCAGCCACCCCACCUCUACUUGGUUCUGGAAACACCCCUCAUCCAACAUCUUGAAAAAUGUCUGCUUAUCGAUACAUCCGAAACUGUCAUUGAGAUGGCGCUGAUGACAUUGAUCAUGUUUCUUCCCCACAUAGCGGGAUCGCUACCUACUGACCAUCAUCUCGCCAAAUUAUUCCUCGUCUACAGCAGACUUAUCUGCUGGGACAAGUACGACGUACCACUGAACGCAGAAAACAAGGAACAUGAUGGAGAGAUGACGGAAGACGAGUACUCGGAUGAAGAGGAAAUAGACCAAUCGUGGGAGAAAGCAACGCACGCCGAAGGUCACUCCGGCCGGUCAUUGACAAUCCUUCUACACUACUUUACCUUCCUCUAUGGCCUCUACCCUCUGAACUUCAUGAGCUUCACUCGAAAGGCAAGGAAGUAUCUCAAAUCACUAGACUUCCCGGGAGCAGAUGACUUUGAACUCGACCAAGAUCUUAUUCACAGCAGGACAGAACAAUAUCGACGAGUGCACCUGCUGCACCCGAACAUGUUCACUACUACCAUAGAGGACGAGCUAAAAGAGAACCGAUGGCUCAAGAGUGAUCCUGCCGACAUCGUCACCGAAUGCAUGGACCUCUGCAUCGCUGUCUCGACGACACUCGACGAUCCCGGUCCACCUCCCAGUACGAGGCUACCAGACCUUCCUGUACCUCCGCCGGUGCCAGGCACGGAUGUUCCGUCCACCGAAGAUACAGGAAACGAAGCAGCCGUUAGUUGGAGGAACACCCAAUCGACAAUGUUCGCCCCGUCUGCCACGGGUCCUCCUGAAGACGCUGACAUGCCGCCGAAGCCGAAAUCAGUCAAAUCUUCAAAGUCGGCAUCUCCGUUGCUUAAAGGUGCGGACAUCAUGGACUCACCGACACUUCCGCCAGUAAAGGAGAAGCAAGACUUCCUCGGUACCAGUCUGCUUCCUCCCCACCAUCUCGGGUCUUCUCCCCCUCGAAUUGGAGCGCUAGCUCACGUGCUCGGGUCUGGGUCCGUCUCACCCACGCAUUCCGAAUACCAGAACCAAAGUAUGGCGUCCCUGCAACGGGAGAUUAUGCUCCUGCGCAACGACCUAAACUUCGAGCGGUACCUCAAGCAGCAGCAUUUGGUCCACAUCGGGCAAUUGCAGAGAAAGCAUAUCAAAGAGGCGACAGCCGAGGCAGAGACACAGAACCUCAUCAACACCAACCGCACCCUAAAGGCCCGGCUCGCAAAGGCGAAUGAGCUGUAUGCGCAGCUUAAGAAGGAGACCCUCACGAGCCGGAGCCAAUCGAAGAAGUGGGAGGGCGAACUGAGCGCAAAAGUCAGAUCGUACCGGGACGAGCAAAAGGCGUGGCAGUCAGACGAGGGAAACCUUCGCCACGAGCUCACAAAGUCGCAACAAGACUGCGAACAUUUGAAGAAGAUGAUUGAGAAGGCCGAGGCAGAACGACUACAGGCCCAGCAGCGCGCGCGUGCUCUCGAGGCCGAACUAGAAGACUAUGGCAAUCUCAGGCAUCAGCUCGAGGUUGUGCAGGAGAAAGUCAUCUCCUACGAGGGUCAGACGAAGGACUUGGCCGCAUUGAUGCGCGAGCGGAACCAGCUGCGGAAUGAUCUCGAGGUCGCCAACUUACGUCUAAACAGUAGGGAGCUAGAGCGGGAACGUUCGUUCAAAGCGUACGAGAGACACAUCGGCGACUUGGAAAAACGUCUCCAGGCAGCCGAGAAAACAACCUCGAAAUCCGGCCAACUCCCGCCCUCCGUCCAGCAAAUGCUUGACUCCACCAUGGCAGCCAACAACGCGAAGCUCCAACAGAUGAAGAACACACACUACCGCCUCCUGGACCGCUACACCGACCUAGAAAUGAAAUAUCACGACCUAGAAGCCGAGCGACAAGCCGAGCUCGGCCGCGUCCACGCCGAACGACAACUCUCCCACCCCGAAUCACCAGAAUCCCAAGUCCAAGGCCUCGGCCUGAGCCGCAACUUCAGCCUCCGCCAAUCCAGCAUCUACACUUCCAAAUACCCACCCCUCUCCACGACCGAAGAAUCCCCCAUCGUCCCAGAGGACUACGACUACUACCCAGACUACCACUCCCCGACCUCGAUGCCCAGCCCCACGACGCCCGCGUCGCCGCCCCGCCCCGUACGCAUGGAGUCCCUACCUACCAGCACUAGCUCGAACCACCACUACCCCCGGAUUAUGGUCAGGGACACCGUGCCGACCGUGGGGCUCGGCCACGACUUCUCGGCCGCAUACGACGCGAGCCUCAACGCGCACCUGCAAGCCGCGCCGGCGUCCGCGCCCCCAGAGGCUAAUUCCAGCGGCAAGAGCACCUUCUCGCUCGACACGAACAGCAGCAAGGGUGACAGCAAGAAGGACAAGGUGGUUCCCAAGUCGGAGGUCAGGGUCUACGGUCGUGGCGGCGCGCAAAACAUCGGCAAGAAGGUCAAGGAGGACAAGGAGAAGGACAAGGCGAAGAAAUCGGGCUCGACAGCCAAGCCGUCGACGUUCCGCGGUCUUAGGUUGGGUGGAUGAACGACCGAUGAGAGAAAGGCAGUGGAGUUAAUUACCAUUUAACAUAAGAAAGAAAGAAAGACCUUCUCACACCCUGGGAUCUUUUGCACGAGAGAGGAAAAGGAAAAAGGAAGAGGGGAAACGGAAAAGAAAGGAAGUGACAUCCAUCAUUUAUCGUGCCUUGAAAAAAGAAGUGUACCACAGUUAUAUAUCCCCAUUUACUAUG